AUGCUCGCCUUUCUGUCGCCCCUGCGCCGCGGGGCCUUGUCCGCACACGCCACGCCGCUGGCGGUGUCGGUGUGGCCUUCGCGCUGGACGGCGCGGAAUUUGCAGACUGCGUCCACUGCGGCCCGCGGCACCUUUGCCUCCCUCAGGGACGAGGACCUUCAAAAGCUCCGGCAGAUCCUGGGUGCGAAGAAUGUGCUGACCCCCCAGGAAGUGGAGACCGAGGAGCUGGCCAGAUACAACCGCGACUGGAUGGGCAAGUGGGAAGGGCGCAGCGCGGCCAUUUUGAAGCCGGCUUCCACCGAAGAGGUCUCUUUAGUGCUGAAGUAUGCCAAUGACCACAAUCUCGCAGUGGUGCCCCAAGGUGGGAACACAGGCCUGGUCGGGGGCUCCGUGCCCGUCCACGACGAGCUGGUGCUGUCACUGCUGCGAAUGAACGCGGUGGAGGAUUUGGACCAGCGGUCGGGUAUUGUCACAGUGCAGGCGGGGUGCGUCCUGGAGAACUUGGACCAGUACCUGGCGCAGCACGACUUUAUGGUACCGUUGGACCUGGGAGCAAAGGGGACCUGUACCAUUGGCGGCAACGCGGCCACCAACGCAGGGGGCUUGCGGUAUCUUCGCUACGGGUCCCUACGGGGGAACGUCCUGGGGGUGGAGGCGGUCCUAGCGGAUGGACAGGUGGUGAACAGCCUCUCCGCGCUGCGAAAGGACAAUACCGGCUAUGGCUUGCCUCAGCUAUUCAUCGGUUCUGAAGGCACCUUAGGUGUCAUCACGAAGCUCACGAUUCUGUGCCCGCCACGGCCCAAAGCCGUGAACAUCGCCUUCUUCGCCUGCGCUGACUUCGACAGAGUGCAGCGCACCUUCGCCCUGGCGCGCCAGAAGCUCGGUGAGGUGCUCUCCGCUGUGGAGUUCUGCGACCGGAGUGCCAUCGACUUUGUGCUGAAGCGAGAAGCUGGCACUGGUGUCCGCGACCCACUGGAGGAGAAGCAUCCCUUCUAUGUCUUGAUUGAGACUUCUGGCUCGGACGGGGACCACGAUGAGCAGAAGCUGCACAACUUCUUAGAGGCUGCCAUGGGCGAAGAGUCGACAGUCCUGGACGGAGUGGUGGCGGCUGACGAGACCCAGGCCCGGGCCAUUUGGCGCCUCCGUGAGGGCGUGAGCGAUGCCAUGACCACUGCGGGCUAUGUCUACAAGUACGACGUGUCGCUGCCGCUGCCGCGGAUGUACGAGCUGGUGGAAGAGACCCGUGCUCGACUCAAAGAGGCCGGAGUGGAGGACACCGCCAAAGCUGCUGGCUACGGGCAUCUAGGUGAUGCCAACCUCCAUUUGAACGUGACCUCUUUGAGUGGCCGCGACGACAAGGUUCACGGGCUUUUGGAGCCCUGGGUCUUUGAGUGGGUGUCCCAGGCGCACGGCAGUAUCAGUGCGGAGCAUGGCAUUGGCCAGUGCAAACCGAACUUUCUGCACCUCAGCAAGGCGGACAGCGCCAUCCAACUCAUGAGGACUCUGAAGUCGGCCCUGGACCCCAAGGGCAUUCUGAACCCCUACAAGGUCCUCGCGUGA
Messenger RNA from Effrenium voratum, 1560 nucleotides. NCBI's taxonomy places the organism in Eukaryota, Dinophyceae, Suessiales, Symbiodiniaceae. The record is from the annotation of a GenBank genome assembly.